This is a messenger RNA of Gasterosteus aculeatus aculeatus (three-spined stickleback), 784 nucleotides long. The record is from RefSeq and is a predicted model, not a curated record. Lineage: Eukaryota; Metazoa; Chordata; Actinopteri; Perciformes; Gasterosteidae.
UGUGGUCUCUGCAUUUCCAAAUAUCUCUGCAUGUUUCACGCCUUUCAAACUGUCUCUUGACACGAAGCGGAAUCAUUUCUCACAAGCGAGUGUCCGCGUGGACGUGAGGAUGGGACACACCUUGUUUGGUGCGUUGGGGCUUUUCUUGCUGAAUAUUCUCCUCUACUGUGGACACGCUCAAGAUGCUUUGCUGCAUAUUGAGCCAAACUGGUCGCCUUUAUUUACUGGAGAGAAAGUUACCUUCGUAUGUGACUCAAGGGAAGGAAACGACACUGACUGGAAUUACUCAUUCAGUCGGAAUGAUCAUUUCUUUACCACCAACAGAACAGUGAAUAGAUAUAAAUCAUCAUCUCUAACUAGAGGAGAUAGUGGUGAAUAUCAGUGUGUUGCUGAUCACAAGAUCCGUCCUGUUAGAAGAGAAAGUAAUAAAGUCUCUCUAAGUGUAUCAGGUGUCCCUCGUCUUGUCCUCACAGUGUCUCCAUCAUGGACGAGUCCUGGAGACUCAGUGACUCUGACCUGCAGUGUUGAACCUCCGUCUGCAGGAUGGAGGUUCUUCUGGUAUAAGGCUGUUCCACACCUGCCAUACAACUACAUCUACACCUAUGAGCUUCUAGCUGGUGGCACCACUGGGACUCAACAGGAUUCCUACAUUCUUCAUGGACAGACACACACAGCAGGAUAUGUGUGCAGAGCUAGAAGAGGAGAUCCUGUGUUUUACACGCUGUAUAGUGGUGUGAAGUUUGUCUGGUCUGGGGGUCACCAUGUUCUUACUUGGGAAAAAUGA